Molecule: messenger RNA, 1426 nt
Organism: Cetraspora pellucida
Lineage: Eukaryota; Fungi; Glomeromycota; Glomeromycetes; Diversisporales; Gigasporaceae
Source: the annotation of a GenBank genome assembly
AUGAUGCGAAUACCUUCAAAUGAUAUUAGUUCAGAUGAGAAAUCUCUUCUAUUGAUGAAUAGUUUUUUUGAUGAUGAAAAUUUUUUUGAUAAUUCCUUUAAUAUUAAUAAAGAGGAUAAUUUUUUCGAAGAAAAUAAUUCCUCCAAGGAUACCAACAAUGCAUUUGAAGAAGAUAGACCUUCACCUGAAAUGGAAAGCUCUGAAAUAUUUCUGACCAAACAUUUGACUGCUAAAGAAAUUAUUCAUUCAUUGACUCCAAUUGAAUAUCCACUAACAUGUAAAGAAGAGAUUGCAAUUAUUCAGUAUUCUAUAGGCAAGCUGUCUGAUCAAAGUCAAGCUACUUGUUGUUAUCUUGGUGAUAUUAUUGUAACAAAAAAGGAUAGAACAUGUCAAGGACUGAAGAUAAAUAAUGAACUAUCAUCUAAUAAUGUAACAAAUAAUACUUUCAUCAUAUAUUUGGCUGCACACAAAACCAAAUGUCAAUUUAAAAAAAAUAGUGUACAAUGUACUGAAACACCAGUAUUAAAGCAUCUAUAUCAUUAUGAUGAUAUGUCUGCAUCUUAUUUUAUUGGCUGUUCUAAUUGGCAAGAUCAAGAAAAAUUUCAUCGUUUUAUUCUUAUCAAAGAAAAUAUUGAUCUCGAUUUACUUCAAGAACUUUUGAAUAGAUCAUAUAGUAGCAAAUCCAACGAACCAAUAAAUAAAUGUUUUACAGUUUUACAUAACAGUUCAAAAAAAACUUAUUGUCGCAUUCAUUUGCACCCAUCUCCACCACCAAAUCGAGUGCCACUUGCAAUACGAACAUGUUUACAAGAAUUAAUUCAUCAAGCUGAUGAUAAUACUACUGAUAUUACUCCAACUCGAAUUUUAACAGGAAAUUUAAUCAAAACUUACUUUGGAACUGAACAUCUCGCAAAUAUACAUGCUUCUUUAAAUAAUACUGAUCAUUUCCGUUAUUAUAUGAAUAGAAUUCAAAAGGAAAUUCAUUUCCAAGGACAAAGAAUUCUAGGAGUCAUUUACAAUUAUUCACAUAAUCUUAAUGAUAUUCGUGAUUAUGUAAAGGUUUUUACUAAUCAAACUACAACAAUUGCAUAUCAAAGAAUUUUUCAUAUAUUGUUUGACCUUAUAUUACAAUUAAUUGGUCAAUUUCCUCAAUUUAAACAUAUUCAUGAAACUGGUUGGAGAUGUAUUGUAGCUGAUUUAGAUUAUGCACAAGCACAAAGUCUCAGAUUAGCCUUAAAUGAAAUUGAUAAAACCAAAGAUUGGGAGGAUCAUUUAAUUUAUAUUUUUAAAUCCUGUCAAGUACAUUAUAAAAGGCGACAAAAAUGGGUUAUUGCAUUACUUAACAAAUGCAUGUCAAAAAUUGAUGAAGAAACUUGGAUGAUAUUACCUAAUAAUACAAAUAUAGCAGAAUCUGCUCAUGCAUUAA